AUGUUCAGCUUACGAACAUGUAUCUUUGCGAGUCUGCUCGCGGCUCAGUCGUCCGCUGUGACAUUUGAUUGGAACAUUACCUGGGUCACCCGCAACCCCGAUGGACAAUAUGAGAGGCCCGUCAUCGGUAUCAACAACGAGUGGCCUGUUCCGCUUCUCAACAUCACCAAGGGAGAGAAUGUGGUGAUCAAUAUGCACAAUCAGCUCGGCAAUCAAAGCACAAGUCUCCAUUUCCAUGGACUCUUCCAGAACGGAACAAACGAGAUGGACGGGCCCGUGGGCGUAACGCAAUGCGAUGUACCUCCUGGAUCGAGCUUUGUAUACAACUUCACACUUGAACAGCCUGGAACGUAUUGGUACCACUCACAUAGUCGUGCGCAAUAUCCAGACGGACUCAGAGGGCAAUUGCUCGUGCAUGACCCGGAAAAUCCAUACGCCGGUCAGUACGACGAGGAGGUCGCCCUCACAAUCUCAGACUGGUAUCAUGCGGAAAUGCCAGGCCUUAUGGACCACUUUAUYAGCGUUGAAAACCCUACUGGCGCUGAGCCGGUUCCAAAUGCCGCUUUGAUGAACGACACUCAAAAUUUGACCGUGGCCGUGGAGCCUGGUAAGACUUACUUCUUCCGUCUGGCCAACGUCGGAGCAUUCUCGAGUCAGUACUUUUGGAUUGAAGGUCACAGCUUGACUAUCAUCCAAGUAGAUGGCGUCUACACGGAGCCUGCUGAAGCUGAAAUGAUCUAUGUAACCGCCGCACAGCGAUACGGAUUUCUGGUGACUGCUAGGAACGAUUCUUCCGCCAACUUCGCCAUGGUGAAUUCUAUGGACACCGACUUGUUCGAUGCUUUCGAUCCCAAACAGAAUUUCAACGCGACUGGCUGGCUUAUGUACGACGAUGCGAAGCCUAAGCCCGAGGCGAAGCUGCGAGAGAGUUGGGAUGCCCAAUAUGACGACUUUGAUCUGAAACCGUAUGAUAAGCUGGAGAUUUUCGACCACGUCGACUACUCCUUCAACCUUGACCUCUCCAUGAUCAAUUUGGGCGACGGUGCGAACUAUGCUGCCUUCAACGAUAUUACAUAUGUUCGACCCAAAGUUCCUACGUUGUACACAGCGCUGAGUACAGGCGUGCACGCCAACAACGCGACAGUGUAUGGCAGAGAUACGAAUUCAUUCGUGCUGCAAAAGAACGAUAUCAUUGAAGUUGUCUUAAACAAUGACGACCCUGGUAAGCAUCCAUUCCAUCUCCACGGACAUGAUUUUCAAGUCGUCUAUCGAAGUCCUGAAGAGUGGGGAUUCUACGACCCAAAGAAUCACUCCAACUUCCCAUCARCACCGAUGAGGCGCGAUGUGGUUUGGGUGCGACCCAAUGGGAACUUUGUGAUUCGCUUCCGUGCGGACAAUCCGGGUAUAUGGUUGUUUCAUUGCCACAUAGAGUGGCAUUUGGCUAGCGGGCUCAUUUCCACAUUCGUGGAGGCGCCGCUGGAGAUUCAGAAGACCAUUUCGAUACCCGCAAAUCAUUACGACGUCUGCGUGGCCGGGGCUACACCGACUGCGGGAAACGCAGCAGGCAACACACAAGACGUUUUGAAUCUUGACGGCCAAAAUCUGAGCGUGGCGCCCUUGCCAUCGGGAUUCACCGCCGGUGGUAUAGUUGCAUUGGUCUUCAGCGUGAUAGCGGCGUUGUUGGGGAUGGGCGUGAUCGGGUGGUAUGGAGCAGCCCCGCUGUCCUCGACUGAGAUGGAGCGAACACAGAGAUUCGUUGCAAAGGCAGGGUAA
Molecule: messenger RNA, 1773 nt
Organism: Ramularia collo-cygni
Lineage: Eukaryota; Fungi; Ascomycota; Dothideomycetes; Mycosphaerellales; Mycosphaerellaceae
Product: probable ferrooxidoreductase Fet3
Exons: 7
Coding region: 1-1773 (590 amino acids)
Biological process (GO): reductive iron assimilation; cellular response to iron ion starvation
Cellular component (GO): high-affinity iron permease complex
Molecular function (GO): ferroxidase activity; copper ion binding
Source: RefSeq, a predicted model, not a curated record